UACAUUUUUUUAAAUUUUUAUAAGAAAAAGCAAACAAAUAUCGCGACAGUCAUGGACAAUACGUUAAGACUCCAUUUGCAAAGAAUGGCUCAGAUUAACCCAACGAUGCCGACAUCACCCCAACAACAGAUGAAACCUACUUUAUUUAAGCCUCAGAGGGAUCAGAAUUUUCCCAAAUGCAAGUGCUACCAAGUGAUAUAUCGGAAGCAGAAACCCCAAAAAGAAAGGGUUCAAAUCAUCUAUCUAGGUCGUAACCCCUACGAGGAGGGCUAGGAAUCAACUGCCUAAAGUCAUUACUCAAAGUCGAUAAUCCAAAUUUGAAGUUGAGAAAAAUUUCAUGCGUAAUUUAAAGUAUCUAACUAACUGCUAGCAACACGUGGUGUCCUAUCAAUAUUAUGUUUAGUCUCAGGCGCGGCAUUGCCUCAGCAACCGCUGAAGGUCUUCGAAAGAUUUCCCCCAACCUUGGUCAGUAUGCCCAUCCUCUUCUGUCUUGGUGUUCACAUCAUCCGCGGGAAAACAACGUGGUGAAAAACCAGGGAGCAAGUAAUAAGUGCAAGAAUUACUUGAAACUUAUCGAAGAUCCCGAACUGCCCAAGUUAAUAGGGCUCUAUCAGAGAGUUUGUCGAAAUUUUCCUAAAAAAAAUGUUGAUUCGGUCAGACUUAAGAGGACUGAGUUAGAUAUUCCGCCAAGAAAGUCGUGGGAAAAACGAUAUACUCCCGAAUAUAUUGCAGAUUUCCCAAAUCAAGCGCGAUUAGCAUCUACAAAAAUUCCAGAUAAAAGUCCAAUCAAAACGAGAAGUAAUUUUGGGCAUUCUAAAAAGUCAAUAAGCCCUCCAUUAAAUAAGUCUCCUGAAGAGCUAGAGAAAGAAAAACGAAAGAAGAAGUCUAAAAAACAUAGUUUAAGUCCAAAGAUUUUCUCAAAAACAGAAGCAAAAAAUCCGGUAAAAAGUAAAAAGAAAUCUAUGAAAAGUUCGCAACCUCCAAAAAAACAUCGUCACAAAUCAAUGAAGGACUUGGAUUCGGCGGAUAUGUUCUUGGAAAAGCUGAAGGGCAAGAAGUUAAGAAACUUAAAAUCUAUGAAAUCUAUAAAAUCCCAAUCAUAUUUUACCAAGAAAUCGAAAACUCAUUUUAAUAAUGCCCAGCAAUCACACUUUAGAACAGGCUUCAAGCGUGGCACCUUUCUAUCUUACGCUAGUCGAGAUAGUAGUAGGAGAAGAAAAACAAGUUCAGAUGUACUUAAGUACCCGCCAGUGAAAUAUUUUUCAUCCAAUCAAAUCUAUACAAGUGACAUUUCUAAUUCAUCAAUAGAAGAAAUUAUACCUACAAAGGAAGAGGUGGUAAAGCGUGCCAGUUUACCAUUAAAUCAAACUCAGCCAGUGCAGAAUAUACCAGUAGAAGAAGCUAAACCUGCCAAGGAAGAGUUGGACAAGCCUACCAGUUUACCAUUGCAGAAUAUAUUAGUCGAAGAUGUUAAACCUAUGGAGAAUGAUAUAGCCAAUUUAACACUAAAGGAAACUCCACCCUUGUCGCAUAUAGAAGACGAAGAUGAUGUACCUUUAGAGGAAGAGUUGGAUACUUUCAGUUUUCCAUCGAAUGAAGCUCAACUUUUGCAGAGCUUAUCCUCUUUAUUCAUGCUGCCAAAGAGUAAUCUUAGCUAUGCCAUACCUGGACCGAUCGAGCAAUAUACAUUUGCUCCCAUCGAUAUAGAGAAGCACAAAUUUGAUUUUCUAUCCUUGCAUGAUCUAAAACCUGUUGUUGUCAGAAGUGGAAUAGCCAAAAAACUUUGGAAACAAACUUUUGAGGCCAUGAAGAGCAAUGCAAGGAAAGAUAAUCUUAAUAGUGAAUCGAACAGUGCCCAACCUCCAGCAGCGACUAAGAGAUUGAAGAGGAAAAUCCGCAAACUGAAAGCUUGUAGUGUGAAAUGCUUUAAAUACCAUUCCUUUAACUUUGAUGUGUAUCCCAGGAAAAAGCGUAGAGGAAAAACGGCGGCCUGUCAAACGGAAGUCAUUCGGAAUAAAUGUGUGAUUUGUGAUUUCUGUCGACCGAGCAGCCAACCCGAUGAGCCAUUCAUGGUCGAGAUGAAGAAGCGUCAGGAUCGCGAGGAACUUAAGAGGUACUAUUUAAGGAUGGUUGAAAGGCAGAAAGAGUCGUUUACAGAGAAAAUUUCUAAUUCGAAACAGAGUUUUAAGCUAUCAGAACUUAAGAACAGUUCAAGUUGUAAGUUACUGGGACAUAAAACUCGUUGCAAGUCGAGUCUGGAGAAGAUGCGCCACCAAUUGGAGCAAUGUCAGAAUAUGUUGAGCCUAUGUGGCCGCCUUGUCGAAGAUCGCUUGCUACUUUCCAGGAAAGAAAUCAAAAUCAAAGAUUGCCGCGGUGGCUUAGGUGUAGGCCCUCGACCAAGUCUGAAGCGAACUGAGUUGGUUUAGGGCCCGAAAGAUGCCUGAGAACAUGAUGUUUGAUUCCAUGCCCAUUCAGUUUGGGUUUUUACUACGUGUUUGUAUGGGACAAGGUGGUUUCUGCUAAUAAAAGUAAAUAAUUGUUUGAUUUUAAGUGUCAUUUGUUUUACUUAUAAAGGUUUGGGAAUGCAGAUAAAC
Molecule: messenger RNA, 2594 nt
Organism: Drosophila eugracilis
Lineage: Eukaryota; Metazoa; Arthropoda; Insecta; Diptera; Drosophilidae
Exons: 1
Coding region: 396-2426 (676 amino acids)
Source: RefSeq, a predicted model, not a curated record